Messenger RNA from Trichoplax adhaerens, 756 nucleotides. RefSeq lists its product as uncharacterized. Lineage: Eukaryota; Metazoa; Placozoa; Uniplacotomia; Trichoplacea; Trichoplacidae. The annotation marks the transcript as partial. The transcript has a single exon. The record is from RefSeq and is a predicted model, not a curated record.
AUGUCAUGGAUUCCAAGAAUAUUGCCACAUCAUGUUUCUAUUUUAUUAUCUACUUUACCUUCAGAAUAUAACUGCUUGAAUAUUUUAAAGAAAGUAUUGCCUCAUGAUAGUCAAUACCUUGAAAUUCAAUCCUUACCCGUUGAUGUUAGCCAAGAAAUUUUAACGGAUUGGUUAGCGUCUAAUUCAAGAAAAAUAAACGAUCACCAAAUGGAUGUUGUCAGACGAGCAAUCCAGAGUUGCAGUCUACCAUUAUAUUUAAAGUUGGUUUUCGAUCAAACAGUAGCCUGGCAUUCAUAUGAUAAAAUUAGUAGUAAACAUCUUCCGUCUACAAUUCCAUUAAUGAUUGAUGCCUUACUAGAUCGACUAGAACGGAUGCAUGGAAAAGUGUUAGUAUCGCGAGCCUUAGCGUACAUUACUGCUACUAAAUCAGGCUUAACUGAGCCUGAAUUAGAAGACUUACUGUCUUGCGACGAUCUUGUCUUACAAGAUGUCUACCAAUAUUGGUUGCCGCCUGUACGCCGUAUUCCACCUUUACUGUGGACUAGAAUUAGGAAUGAUAUUAAUGAAUAUCUUGUCGAGCGAGAAGCCGAUGGCAGUCAAGUUAUAUAUUGGUAUCAUAGGCAAUUUACUGAAGUUGUACGUCGACGUUACUUAGAUAAUGAUAGAAUCAAGAAAGAAAUUCAUAGUUUGUGCGCUGAUUACUACAUAGGUAAAUGGGCUAACGUUAAUAAACCUUUCGAAUAUACACCUCAACAA